This is a messenger RNA of Dermacentor andersoni, 656 nucleotides long. RefSeq names its product transmembrane protein 138. The record is from RefSeq and is a predicted model, not a curated record. Gene Ontology annotation, cellular component: cilium. Lineage: Eukaryota; Metazoa; Arthropoda; Arachnida; Ixodida; Ixodidae.
UGCGGUCCUGUUAACUGCGCGGUCGCAUAGCAACCGCUUGUAAACACGCGUGGAUUCGGCUCUAUUCCGUAAACAUGAGGUGCGACCGCUUCAGAUUAGUGAUAUUGUUUCAGUUAGUGCUUUUGGCCGUCGACGUAGUGCUCAACGUUUUGUCAGACCUUCGCAGGGGUUCACCAGUUACUUUGCUACUGCUUUUCAUCAUUCAAGAUUUCUGCAUUGUGUCGAGCCUGCUGGUCAUGUGUCUCACAAUUUUCAAUACCUAUGCCUUCCAAGUCGGGGAGUUCAGGGAGGUCGCCGCGACCUUCAAGACGCCGGUCGUCGUCAACCUCAUCUACUUGGCUCUGUCGCUGACACUACAUGUGUGGUCGAUGGAAAUGGUUGAAGAUGGGUCAUCCAAGCAGCUGCAGCUUUCAUGGCAAACCACAGCUGCUGAUGUCACAUUGUUCACGCUUCAGAGAUUCGCCGGGGUGUGGCACUACUACUUCUACAAGAAGACCGCUCUGCUCAUGGCCGACGAUCGACUGUACCAUCCGAGCGACUGGCCUCCCACGACAAAGUGCCUCGAAGUCACGGCAGAGCAGCCAACGUGACGUCGGCUUGUUCGCACAGAGAUGCAAAAGUCUUGGAACAUUGAAACAAUAGUUUUUAAUCCUGUU